UAUCGAUAGCAGCUCAACCAACUUACGAAAUUCAAUAAAAACGGCUCAAAGGGGGAAUUUCCCAACAAAAUGAAUGGAAAACUGAUGCAGGGUGCCAUCCGCGCCUUGAGGUUGGGCAGCUGCAGCCAGUGGCCUGCGUCCGUCGCCCGGAUCACAGUACGUGCCUACGCCACGCCGCCGAAGAGAUUCUACAAGAAGACUUCUGUGCUGAGCAGCGACGGAGGCUACGAGGUGGUGUUGGACCAUCGGAAGCUAAAGACACCCAAAGGCACGCCAUUCCUGGUGCGGAGCGAGCCACUGGCCAUCGCCGUGGCCACCGAGUUCGACGCCCAGAAAGAGCACAUCGAGCGUUCUCGCAUGCACCUCUCCGCGCUCUGCUUUACGGCCAUUGACAACCCGAACAAUCUCACCAAACUGGACAUGGUCAACUACCUGCUGAACUUCAUACCCACCGACACGGUGCUCUUCCAGUACGAUGACGAGAAAGACUUGCAGGAUCUGCAGCUGAACGAGUGGGACCCGGUGAUAGCGUGGUUUAAUCAGCGCUACGAGACGAAUCUUCAGAAGACCCUCAACAUCACCCCGCCUCAGGUCAGCGAGGAGGACAAGAUGAAGAUCGCCAAGCACUUGCACUCCUACAGCCUGGAUACGCUGCAUGGCUUCAUCUUUGCAGUGGACACCCUCAAGUCCAUUAUCCUGGCCUGCGCCGUCAUUGAGCAGAUGUUGACGGUGGAGAAGGCGGUGGCCUUGGCGCGUUUGGAGGAGGAGUAUCAGCUAAAGUUCUGGGGACGCGUGGAAUGGGCCCACGAUCUCAGUCAGCAGGAGUUGCAGUCCCGUCUGGCGGCAGCCGUGCUCUUCGUACACCUGAACUGUUCCGAAUACUUUGUUAAGCAAAAGUCGAUUCUGUAAAUAAAUAAUUCCAAAUCAGUA
Drosophila kikkawai is the source of this 930-nucleotide messenger RNA. Its product is annotated as ATP synthase mitochondrial F1 complex assembly factor 2 homolog l(2)k14505. The record is from RefSeq and is a predicted model, not a curated record. NCBI's taxonomy places the organism in Eukaryota, Metazoa, Arthropoda, Insecta, Diptera, Drosophilidae. Gene Ontology annotation, biological process: mitochondrial proton-transporting ATP synthase complex assembly. Gene Ontology annotation, cellular component: mitochondrion.